Molecule: messenger RNA, 1488 nt
Organism: Fusarium vanettenii 77-13-4
Lineage: Eukaryota; Fungi; Ascomycota; Sordariomycetes; Hypocreales; Nectriaceae
Exons: 6
Coding region: 1-1488 (495 amino acids)
Biological process (GO): regulation of DNA-templated transcription
Molecular function (GO): zinc ion binding; DNA-binding transcription factor activity, RNA polymerase II-specific
Source: RefSeq, a predicted model, not a curated record
AUGGCUAACAUCAACCCCGCCAGCGUCUCAGUUAUUGAUGAUGACCUGGAGACAUGGCUUGACGUCGAGGGUCUCUGCGAAGACCUUUCGGACGACCCCGGACAAAACGCUACCACGGCACAAUAUGAUAUCAGCUCGACUUUGGCUAGCGUACAGACGCCCCUGGAAAAUAAUCCACUGAAUGAAGCGCGACCCGGCGGUCAAGAAAACAAAGCAUGCCCGAAAUCGCGACGGAAGACCAGCUCCCAAACCAUCCCGUCUGCCAGCUACUCUGUCAUUUGCUUCCCUUCAAAUCCCGCCAAACCAGAUGGCGUCAAGAAAAAGAGAAAGGAUUUUAACGAAAAGAGGAGACUCGAGGUUGCCCAAGUCCGCAAGACUGGUGCUUGUUUCCGAUGCAAAGUGCGAAGAAUCUCGUGCGGUGUCGGGGAACCAUGCCAGGCAUGCAAGAAAGCUGCUGGUUCUCUUGGACUCCAGCUAUGCAUCCGGGAGAGAUUAACGAAGAUGAGGUUCAGUUCAGGUGACCUUCACUACAUCGAUUACACGGCGCGCUUGCUCGACCAAGAACUCAUCGCCGGGACGACCCACCUCGGUCCGCCUCGCAAAGUCUCUAUAUCCAUGGACUACGUCGACAACCCAGCCUUGGAGGUUGAAGUUCAGGAUUACUAUGGCAAUAAGACGCCGCCUUGGUUGUGUUGUUGGGUUGUCAUGAAUCAGGUUGACGGUCAUAUCGAGUUGCAUCGGGAGGAGAGUGCACGAUAUGCUCUUCCACAACUUCUUCCGUCGAGUGACCUGGUCGACUGGGUCGAGAAUAUCAUCGUUCACCAGGAUACCCGGUGCAUCGGCUUCCAGCAAGCCGUAGAUGCCUUCAUCAUGAGGUAUAGCAAGUCGAGUGCAUCUCUUCCGAUGCAUGACUUUGUGCGAAAAGUCCACAAACUCAACUGCUUAACCAAGAUACGACUAGGGCUGGUCCUCUGUGUUGAAGAGGAUGGCAAGACUACACCACCCUCUUGCGCUCUGCAUACUCAAUUCGGUCAGAUAUCCAAGGCUGCCUCGCAACCAAUCGAAAAGGAGGUCCUGUCCGAGUUGGAGAAACUCAUGUUUGGCACCGCUGGUAUCGGCCCUGACAACGCCAUAGCUCUGUGGGCCAGUCUGUGGUGCUUGAUUCUCAUGUACAGGAAACUGGUCCGGUCCUAUAUCGCCUUCCAGCAGUUCCCAUGCCAUGUCCCCGAGGACUACAGCGGCUUUCCGGAGUGCAAGCUGGAAGUGGGCACACAUUUCUACCACUACCUUGUCUCAAUCUAUGCCGCCCUGUUUCGUGUCACAAGCCCGCUGUACACGGACUUCAGGGUUGCAGCCACACGGAAGCUACUAGACGAGGAUGAGUCCCUUGUAAGGGCCUUUAUGAAUUUGCGAACUGAGAGCUUUUACUUUCUUUGCCCCCGUAUUCUCAACAAACUGCCCAUAGGGGCAGCCCGCCGUGGUAGAUGA